Messenger RNA from Ictidomys tridecemlineatus (thirteen-lined ground squirrel), 1875 nucleotides. It is a transcript of the gene Bscl2, whose product is annotated as BSCL2 lipid droplet biogenesis associated, seipin. The record is from RefSeq and is a predicted model, not a curated record. NCBI's taxonomy places the organism in Eukaryota, Metazoa, Chordata, Mammalia, Rodentia, Sciuridae. Gene Ontology annotation, cellular component: endoplasmic reticulum membrane. Gene Ontology annotation, biological process: lipid droplet organization; lipid storage.
CAGGCAUCCCAAGCCUGGACUAAAGCCCUCUCCAAAGGAGCUGAGGCCGAAGCAGACUCCCCCCUCAAAUGGGGUGGUCUAGGCCUGUGACCGCCCCUGCAGUGGAGUCUUUACUGGCUGUGGGGGACCCUGCUCAUUUGAAAAUCUGACAUCAGCUGGGCAGUCAGCCCCCUCCUCCCUUCCUCUCUACCCUGACACAGCACUUAGCACCUGAAUGUUCGUUUCUCUCCCAGGAACCCUCCAUUCCCCAUACCCAGGAAAAUGUGACGCGCUACAGGUGAUCAGCUUCUAGAUCACUACAGUCUAGCCACAAGUGACUUUUGAGAUCCAGGGACAGGAAGAUGUCUAAAGAAAUGGCAGACCAAAGAGAAGGAGAAGCUGGGGGUAAAGAGGUGUGCCGAGACCAGAUCAAAGGAUCGGACAAAGAGGAACCGCCAGCUGCCUCAUCCCAUGGCCAGGGGUGGCGUCCAGGUGGCAGAGCAGCUAAGAACGCAAGACCUGAAUUGGGGGCUAGACCCCCUGCUCUCCCUGCCAUGGUCAAUGAUCCACCAGUACCUGCCUUAUUGUGGGCCCAGGAAGUGGGCCAUGUCUUGGCAGGCCGUGCCCGCAGGCUGCUGCUGCAGUUUGGGGUACUCUUCUGCACCAUCCUCCUCCUGCUCUGGGUGUCUGUCUUUCUCUAUGGCUCCUUCUACUAUUCCUACAUGCCGACAGUCAGCCACCUCAGCCCUGUGCAUUUCUACUACAGGACCGAUUGUGAUUCCUCUACCACCUCACUCUGCUCCUUUCCUGUUGCCAAUGUCUCGCUGGCUAAAAGUGGACGUGAUCGGGUGCUGAUGUAUGGACAGCCAUAUCGCAUCACCUUAGAGCUUGAGUUGCCAGAGUCUCCUGUGAAUCAAGAUUUGGGCAUGUUUUUGGUCACUGUUUCAUGCUACACCAGAGGUGGCCGAAUCAUCUCCACCUCUUCCCGUUCGGUGAUGCUGCAUUACCGCUCAGACCUGCUCCAGAUGCUUGACACGCUAGUCUUCUCUAGCCUCCUUCUGUUUGGCUUUGCUGAGCAGAAGCAGCUCCUGGAGGUGGAACUCUAUGCGGACUAUAGAGAGAACUCGUAUGUGCCAACAACUGGAGCAAUUAUUGAGAUCCACAGCAAGCGUAUCCAGAUGUAUGGAGCCUACCUUCGCAUCCAUGCCCAUUUCACUGGGCUCAGGUACCUGCUAUACAACUUCCCGAUGACCUGCGCCUUCAUAGGUGUUGCCAGCAACUUUACCUUCCUCAGCGUCAUUGUGCUCUUCAGCUACAUGCAGUGGGUGUGGGGGGGCAUCUGGCCCCGACACCGCUUCUCUUUGCAGGUUAAUAUCCGAAAAAGAGAGACUUCCCAGAAGGAAGGCCAACGAAGGAUCUCUACCCAUCAGCCUGGUAAAGGCACAGCCACCCUACCCAUCCUGUCCUCUACUUGUUUUGGAGGAGCAGAGCCUGAAAGACAGGAGGAGGCAACUCAACUGUCAGAUGUGACAGAGGAUGGUGAGAGCCCUGAAGAUCCCUCAGGGACAGAGGGUCCGCUGUCUGAGGAGGAGAAACCAGACCAGCAGCCCCUGAGUGGAGAGGAGGAGCUGGAGCGGGAGGCCAGUGAUGGUUCAGGCUCCUGGGAAGAUGCUGCUCUGCUGACUGAUGCCAACCUACCUGCUUCUGCCUCUGCCUCUGCUUCUGCCCCUGCCCCGGAGACUCUGGGCAGCUCUGAGCCCUCUAUGGGUGCUCUGAGACAGCGCCCCACCUGCUCCAGCUCCUAAAGAAAAGAGGACAGAUUCCUCACAUUCCAGCACUUUCCCACCUGGGAUCUCCCCUUGUGUUCCCUUAAAUAAACUAUUUUGUGCCAGCUGC